This is a messenger RNA of Hemicordylus capensis (graceful crag lizard), 6660 nucleotides long. It is a transcript of the gene SERTAD4, whose product is annotated as SERTA domain containing 4. Gene Ontology annotation, cellular component: nucleus. The record is from RefSeq and is a predicted model, not a curated record. Bases 594 to 1673 code for a protein of 359 amino acids. The transcript has 4 exons. NCBI's taxonomy places the organism in Eukaryota, Metazoa, Chordata, Lepidosauria, Squamata, Cordylidae.
GGAGGAGUCUGGCUUGUGUGCUAAGGAGUAGGUGAGUUAUUGCAGAGAGUGUGCGGUCAUGUGGAUUGCCUCUCCCUUUCAGAAAGUUCUCUCUCCCUCGCUCCCUCUCUCCGGGACUGGAUGGAUAGCUCACAUCGUCUGGCUUCAGCCCCGGAGUCCCUGCUCCUGUUUAAUAUUCUGCUUGCUCCACUGAUGUUGUGCUUGGCUCCUGUGGGACUGCAACUCACGGCUUGAAACCGGAGCCAAUUUUCUGUCUUAAUCUCCGUGUUUUGACUGGAGGCAGAUCCAGUUCAGCCCAAUCGGGGCUGAUGGAAACAACUACCUAAGAGUCUCGCUCUGUUUCGCUGGGGGAGGGAAAGAAGAAGGGAGGAAAAACAGAGAGAGAGAGAGAGAGAGAGGAACGGAGGAGAGAGAGAGAGCAGAGCAGCCACCCGUCAGACCCACGCACACAAUGUCGCUGCUGAGGUCGCUGUGCUUGUUCGCAUGAGAGACCAGCGGCGGCGCCGAGUAUGUGGGGAGAAUAAAGUGAUCCUCUUGCCAUCCGGGAGCAUCGCUCGCUCGCAUCGCUCGGACGGAGGAGGCGCCGCGCCGCGAUGACUCUGGUGCUGCCGCUGAGCAGCUUCUGCGAGCCCAUUGUCUCCUCCGAAGGAGCCGCCGAGUUCCAGCCGCUGUGGGAGUCGCGCUGCUGCAGCAAGAGCAGCCCCGCCUCGGAGGCAGCCGCUACCGCCAGCGGCAGCAGCAGCAGCAGCCCGGGGCCAGCGGGGCAGGCGCAGCCGCCGCCGUCGCAGGGAGACACCAGGGCAGCCGCGGGGCAGCCUCCGCCGGCAGGAUCCCACCACAGAGGAAUUUCAAAUCCUAUAGCAACAUCCAAGAUUACAUACUUUAAAAGGAAAUAUGUGGAAGAAGAGGAUUUCCCUUCACCGCUUAGCAGCUGUACAUCUAAAACAAUCUCUGUCUUUGAGGAGCGGGCACAUAUCCUUUAUAUGUCUUUGGAAAAACUGAAGUUCAUUGAUGACCCUGAGGUCUACCUAAGGAGAUCUGUUCUCAUAAACAAUUUAAUGAAGAGAAUUCAUGGGGAGAUUAUUAUGCAAAACAGUUGGUGUUUCCCUGCUUGCUCUUUUGGCAGCACUUCAGCCCAAGAGUGGUUCAUGUCUCAUGACUGUCCCUACAGGAAACGCCUUCGGAUGGCAAGAGAGGACGGUGAAAAGAUCCACACCUGCUGCUUUUAUCAAGAAUGUGGCAGCCACUAUUUAAGUUUACCCUUAUCUACUAAUUCUGCAAUUGGAAAUUCCUCCUCUUCCUCCUCCUCCUCUUCAGUAUCUUUGCCAAGUUGUUCUCAACAGGAAGAAUACAGUGUCAGCAGCACCCCUCUUUACAGGAGUGAUGAUCAGAUACAUGCCAAUGAAAUGUUCAUUACUAAUGUUGGGCCACAUGGGAACCAGGACAAGACAAUAUUAAGCAAUGAGAAAGGAGCCCAUGAAAUGGAACGAGACCGUGUUUCGGACUGGGAACCUAUGAAAAGUGAUCAUGGCAUUGAAUGUAAAAGCAAAUAUUAUGAUUAUUUUGAGACAGGGCGUGGUGACAAGAACAACAUGAAUUGGAAGAAAUCCUUACGGAAAAGGGAAUGCUUGCCAGGUGGCAAAAUUUGUUGCAGUAAAGGAAGUAAAAUAUGAACCAUCUUCACAAUUAUUCUGAAGCAUGCACAGCAUGUUGAAUUUCUCAAACAACAUUUCAUUCCGAAUGGAUGUUCUUAUAGUUUUAUACAACCAAUACAAUCAUGUCUCAAGCUUCGUGGAUAGUUUUAAUUAUUGGAGAGCAGAUUGCAUCAAAGUGUAUGUAUGGUCUGCAUCCCAGAACUAUUUAUAAAUAUAUGGAGUCUUCAUAAAGAGCACAUUUGAAUUGUGAUGUAUAAGUCUAUUUUAGCUUUUGUUCCUGAAAGAACCAAUAAACCAGAUGGAGAAAACAAAACCUUUCCCACAUAUCCUCCCCUCGGGGAGCCAGACAUGAAUCAAGAGGAAUCUCCUUUAUGCUUAUCAAUUAAUUAUAUAUUUGAUAGACAAAUCAUUACCAGCAAAGGGGGUGGUAUACUUCUUGUCCAACAAUAAUUGCUGCGAGAAAGACUGGAUAUAGUUGAAGAGGAAUAAACCCACAUCAUGAUCUAGUAUUGACACUAUUCAGAAAUAUUUAAGUGUCUGGUUCAACCAACCCAGCAGGGUGCAAUAACACCUUUUUAUGGAAAUUUAAAUCAAAAAUACCACACACAGCUCCAGCACAAGUACAGUUUUCAAAUAAGCUGCAAGAAUGAACAAGCCUUAUGGUGGUUUAUUGCUAUACAGGGCGGAGUUUCUUUGGUGCCUUACUUUUUAUCUUAAUUUUUCCAGGGUGAAAAUUAAGUUUAAAAAACAGAGCUUCAGCAGGGAUGUAACCUAAACAGGAAAAAAAUAAUAAUAACAGGGUGGAUCAAAUAUUAUUAGAAACCUGUAUCCUUUGAAAUACUAAGUUUGAUUUCUUAUUCAAACGCCUCUAUUCUUCCUUUUUGCUCAAUUGCUUUUUGAUUUGCCAUCCUUAGGAAGGGAUUGAAGAAGAAACAAUAGAGAGACAUCUCUUGUAAACAAGCAUUAGCUGCUUGAACAUUUCUAUGGCAACUGUCUGUUGCUGUGAUUUUUCCUUUUUCUUUCUGGUAUAAUGAAGUUCAUGAACCAGUGGCAUGCUUUAUACUUUACUCUGUUUCACAUCAUUUUCUCUCUUUAAAAUUGUAAAGAGCAUGUACUGGGUUUUCAUAUAACUUUAGGGUUUUUUAUGUUGGGGGAAAAAGCACAAUGUUAAUAAAUGAUGUGGUAAUGAGAUUUUUAUCUGAAAUGAAUGUAAGGGUUUUAAUCUUUUUUUUUUUUAAGAAAAAGAUUAUCUUGGAGAAAAUAGGGGGUAUCAUCUCUAAUUGUAAAAAAAAAAAAAGGUCAGCUUCAAGUGUCUCCGUUUUAAAAUGCACAUUUUGGGCAGGAGCUGGCUUGAAGUUUGAGUGCCACUGAUAGCAAUGAGAUGGUUAAGCACACAAUACAACCCUUUACAUUUAUGCUCAGUCCUAGGGAGAAGGACAUAAAUUAACAGGACUAUCAACAAUGACAAAAUGCUUAAUUUUGGCUGAAUUAUGCUAUUAAUUUUGUUCAAGGUGAAUGAAGAACUUCCUCUCACCUGAACCCAGCCUAUCUUUCAGUCACCAUAGAUCCCCAAAUGAUCAGCAGUCGCUUUUCCAAAGCUUGUCAUUGAUCCCCUACAGACUCUAUAACGGUAUUCACAUGACCUACCGGGCGGGUGGUGGAGAAGGCAGGGUUUCACCUAUCUCCCCCCAAAACGAUAAAACAAAUGUUGCCUCGAGCGCAGGCUGUACUCCCAGAUGAUCUGUGCUAUGCCAAGCAGUGCAGAUCUCCGGAGGCCAAGAUGACACAUUCCAGCCUCUGCAUAUCCCCACAAUGCACCGUGCAAUGAGCAUGGAGCAUUGGGGAGAUCUCCCAGGAGAUGGGUGCUGUAGGUGCCCAUCUCUGUUCACUCGGGCUGGAAGCAGCCCAGGCAUACACAUGAUCCCGGCAGCUGGGUUGCGGGCGCACUCACGCCUCUAACCUCAGCUAAAGGCCUGGCUACAAAGUGGGGUUAAGCUGGGCAAGAGCUCUGGGAUAGGGAGCUAGCCUGGAAGGAAGUGGUGGGUACUGGCUAGCGUGUCACUCACUGGAACUUCUGCUGCUCUGAGCAGCUUCUGGAUCAGACACUGGCUGACAUCCUGAGACUAACAAUGCAACGUCAGCCACUCAGACCUCUGGGACACCACAAGCCCUAAGGCUUUUCAUUUCAGAAAUAAAAUCUUGAUUUCCCCGUCAGAAUAACUGCAUCGAAAGUGUUUCCACACAAGAACAGGGACAGAUGCAUUUGUGGUCUUGGCUGUUUAUAACCUGUGGGCACUAGAGUGAUUAAUGGCAUUUGAAAGGUACCAUAUGAUUGAAGAAUUUGUGCCUUAGGGCUUGUGGUGUCCCAGAAGUCUGAGUGGCUGACAUUCUGACUAACAAAGCACCAGUGCAAUGGGAAAAGCACUGGUGUAACACCAGUGCUUCUGAAGAGUUCCAGAUUAAUUCUGCAGAAGAGUAGUGUGUAUAUGGGGGGAUUUCAGUGACUUCCCCUUCCCUCGAAAGCCCUCUGGGUUCACCUGAAAAUGUAUCCUGAGGGUUGCACAGCCUAUUUUCAGGUGGCACAAAGCGUUUCCUGGGGAAGAGGAGGUGGUUGAAAUUUGCUCCCACUUCUGAGCCAACAGUGAAACUGAGUUAGUUGAACUUUUCAGAAUCACCGUUGCUUCUCCCAUUGCAUUGUUAGUCUCAGGAUGUCAGCCAGUGUCUGAUCCAGAAGCUGCUCAUUCUAACAAUAUAUUUGGGCACUGGCUGUGAAUACUCAGGGGUCAAGGAAAGGCACUCUGCACAUACCCAGAAACACUUUUGUCUUGACAAGUAGUUCACAUUUUCCAGGGCUGGGUCUGAACAUUAAAAUAGAUUCCAGGGUUUAGUCCUGUUGAGCCCUAGAUCAACUUAAGUCCUAGCACUGGACAACACUUAAAAGUUUUCCCCACCAUUAUUUUAGUAGUGAAAUGGGCAAGAGUUCGCUGUAGGGUGUCAAAAGGGCUAAAAAUGGUAUGGAUUUAAAGCAAUUCCUUUACAUUGUCUUUUAUAUUUGUAGUGGAGGAGAUUUUCAACAGUAGGUGUAUGUAUAGUGAUGGAAAAUAUGGCUCUAUGGCCCCCUUUUCUAUGGCAUUCAUAGUCCACUAGGAUGGCUAAGCAGCUUCCCUCCAUCCUCAUUUUCAAAGGACAUGCCUACUACUUCUUUCUUGUUCCUUUAGGAACAUAGGAAGCUGCCAUAUACUGAGUCAGACCAUUGGUCCCUCUACCUCAGUAUUGUCUACCCAGACUGGCAGUGGCUUCUCUGAGGCUGCAGGGAGGAAUUUUUCUCAGACCUAUCUUGAAGAAGCCAGGGAGAGAACUUGGAACCUUCUACUCUUCCCAGAGCGGCUCCAUCCCCUGAGGGGAAUAUCUUACAGUGCUCACAUGUUUAGUCUCCCAUUCAUAUGCAACCAGGGCAGACCCUGCUUAGCUAAGGGGACAAGUCAUGCUUGCUACCACAAGACCAGCUCUCCACCCAUGUUAUGCUUCAUGUUAUGCAUAGGUUGUAUUGAAAUAACUUGCAGCAACUGUUCUUCUUUAUGUGGAGAAGGGGUAGAGUGAUUUCCUGUAGCCUCUUUUACAUCUUUUCUCUUCAUUAUGAUAAAAGCUCUAGGAUCCCCAUUUGUCUCCCAAUGGAAUUAAACACAUGCACAGUAUAAUGGCCCUUUUGCAAAGGCCUGGCUCACACAGUUCUUCAAAUUUGGUUUAAUGUGAGUUACCAAUAUUAGUGUGACUGAACCCCAUACCAAGGUGGUUUAUGGCUGGAGAUGAAUUUGAGAUUCCUACUUUGGCGUGGGUUCACACACUCACACUAAUGUUGUUAUUAACCCACAUUACGCCUAGAUUCAAACAACUGUGUGAACCAGACCCAAGGGUACUCAAUUUAUCCAAGUGGACUGGAUGACAUCCAAAGUAUUAGGACAACCAAGAAAAGUUUAAUAUCUUCCUAAAUACAGAGGUAAUUGGAUAUCAUUAUCCGCUUACCAUUCGUCAUUAUCAAUGGCUACUAGUUUGGUGGCUGUGGGCCAUCUCCAGCCUCAGAGGCACAAUGCCUCUCAAUACCAGUUGCAGAGGAGCAAGAGCAGGAGAGAGGGCAUGCACAUACCUCUUGCCUGUGGGCUUCCCAGAGGCAUCUGGUAGGCCACUGUGUGAAACAGGAUGCUGGACUAGAUGGGCCUUGGGCCUGAUCCAGCAGGGCUGUUCUUGUGUUCUUAUUAUCGUUAUACCAGAUAAUUACCAACUUUUAUCUGGUGUACAUGGUAAGUAUUCUUAAAAGAAAUCUACUUUAUAAUUUUCAAUAUGUGCCCGCCCGCCCCCCACCCACAAACACACACACUACAGACAAGGGGAAAUAAUGCCAAGUAGUAAGCUCAAGGUCUUAGAUGGCACAUGAUCAGUUUUCCAGAACCAGAUCCUUGACCAUAUAUGACUUCAUUUAGGGUUUCAGUGCCUCAGCUCAAUGUGCAUUUUAAAACACAAAUUUGAAGUUACACAAUGUAUCUCUUACUGAUACCUUCUGUUGUUAUCUUCAAAAACUUGCAAUUCACAAAAGAUAUAUUUGCAUAAGGUUAUCCCAUUUUUAUGCCAGAAUUAGGAAAUUCAUGAGGAUGAUCAAUGUUAGAGACAUUGGCAUUUAAAAAAAGUUAUCCUACCUUAUUUCUCCAAGACAAAAACUUUUUUUUUAUUGCUAUCAAUAUUAAAUAUAGGUCUCAUUCAUACAGUGUAUGAGUAGGAUCAUUUAGUCAUUUGUCCACAUGGACCAAUUUUUUUUUAAAGUUAAUUUUCCUUGUGUUAUAUUCAGUUGAAAAUAGGAAAUCUGUUCUUUUUCAAUGUAUGUCAAACAUCUGAUGUUUUAAGCUUAGCUAUUUAGGUACUUGUAUACUAAGGUGGUGUUGUAGUAAAGUGAGUUUUUCUUGAUAUAUAUUUAUUAAAAUGAUAAAAAAUCAUUUUGAUUUAAAUCUUUAAA